Apaloderma vittatum (bar-tailed trogon) is the source of this 1502-nucleotide messenger RNA. It is a transcript of the gene CCT3, whose product is annotated as chaperonin containing TCP1, subunit 3 (gamma). The transcript has 12 exons. Gene Ontology annotation, cellular component: chaperonin-containing T-complex. NCBI's taxonomy places the organism in Eukaryota, Metazoa, Chordata, Aves, Trogoniformes, Trogonidae. The record is from RefSeq and is a predicted model, not a curated record. Gene Ontology annotation, molecular function: ATP hydrolysis activity; ATP-dependent protein folding chaperone; ATP binding. The annotation marks the transcript as partial. Gene Ontology annotation, biological process: protein folding.
GUCAGAAUAUGAAGCGUGAGUCUGGAAGAAAAGUCCAGACUGGAAACAUCACUGCUGCUAAGACUAUUGCUGACAUCAUCCGGACGUGUUUAGGGCCAAGAGCGAUGAUGAAGAUGCUUUUGGACCCCAUGGGCGGGAUCGUGAUGACCAACGACGGCAACGCGAUUCUUAGAGAAAUCCAAGUCCAGCACCCGGCUGCAAAAUCCAUGAUCGAGAUCAGCCGGACUCAAGACGAAGAAGUCGGAGAUGGGACCACAUCUGUCAUUAUCCUGGCUGGAGAGAUGCUCUCUGUUGCCGAACACUUCCUCGAGCAGCAGAUGCACCCGACUGUGAUCAUCGGGGCUUAUCGUAAGGCUCUGGAUGACAUGAUCAGCAUCCUCAAGAAAAUCGGUACUCCGGUGGACGUGAACAACAAAGAGAUGAUGCUGAAAAUAAUCAAGAGCGCUAUAAACACCAAGGCCAUCAACCGCUGGUCCGACUUGGCCUGUAGCAUCGCCCUCGACGCCGUGAAGACCGUGGAGUUCGAGGAAAACGGCCGGAAGGAGAUUGAUAUUAAAAAAUAUGCCAAAGUGGAAAAGAUUCCGGGCGGUUUUUGCGAAGACUCCUGUGUUCUGCGUGGGAUCAUGGUGAAUAAAGAUGUAACUCACCCCAGGAUGCGGCGCCUGAUUAAGAAUCCGCGCAUCGUCCUCCUCGAUUGUUCCCUAGAGUACAAGAAAGGAGAGAGCCAGACCGACAUUGAAAUAACACGGGAGGAAGAUUUUGCCCGCAUCCUGCAGAUGGAGGAAGAGUACAUCCAGCAGAUCUGCGAGGAUCUGAUGAGAGUCAAACCUGAUCUGGUCAUCACUGAGAAAGGGAUUUCUGACUUGGCCCAGCACUACCUGAUGCGAGCCAACAUCACCGCCAUCCGCAGGGUGAGGAAGACCGACAACAACCGCAUCGCCAGGGCGUGCGGCGCUCGCAUCGUGAGUCGCACGGAUGAGCUGCGAGAGGAGGACGUGGGCACCAGAGCCAGGCUCUUUGAAGUGAAAAAAAUAGGAGACGAGUAUUUCGCCUUCAUCACCGACUGCAAAGAACCCAAGGCUUGCACCAUCAUCCUGCGGGGAGCCAGCAAGGAAAUCCUGGCGGAGGUGGAGCGGAACCUCCAGGACGCCAUGCAGGUGUGUCGCAACGUCCUCAUCGACCCGCAGCUCGUGCCGGGAGGGGGGGCCACCGAAAUGGCUGUCGCCCACGCGCUGACGGAGAAGUCCAAAGGCAUGACGGGCGUGGAGCAGUGGCCCUACCGGGCGGUGGCCCAAGCUCUGGAAGUCAUCCCUCGCACGCUGAUCCAGAACUGCGGCGCCAGCACCAUCCGCGUGCUCACCUCGCUGAGGGCCAAACACACCCAAGAGGGCAGCCAGACGUGGGGAGUGAACGGCGAGACCGGCGCCCUGGUUGACAUGAAGGAGCUGGGCAUCUGGGAGCCCUUGGCGGUCAAACUGCAGACCUACAAAACAGCUGUGGAG